This is a messenger RNA of Pseudophryne corroboree (corroboree frog), 6958 nucleotides long. It is a transcript of the gene LAMB1, whose product is annotated as laminin subunit beta 1. The transcript is spliced from 34 exons. The record is from RefSeq and is a predicted model, not a curated record. Gene Ontology annotation, cellular component: basement membrane. Bases 218 to 5560 code for a protein of 1780 amino acids. Lineage: Eukaryota; Metazoa; Chordata; Amphibia; Anura; Myobatrachidae. Gene Ontology annotation, biological process: tissue development; animal organ morphogenesis.
AGGGGGGUGUGACUCUAGUACAGGAUUGGGAGGUGGGUGGUCAUGUUUCCUGCACUGAGCAUGUGCAGGAAAGUUGGAAGUUUCAACUUUUUUGGGUCUGGAAAGAGAAUUUCCUCCUCAUACAUCUAAGGGGCACAGAGCAGGAGGAAGCACAGCUCGCAAGAAGGUAGCCAGUCACGGAGAGUUAUCCCGACUGCGUUCCCGGUCAAGGAGCACAAUGCGGCUUUUCCAGGUGCCAGGACUUAUUCUAGCUGUAUUGUUGGGAGCUGCCCAAUCUCAGGAGCCAAAUUUCAGCCAUGGCUGUGGAGAAGGCAGCUGCUACCCAGCCACCGGUGACCUGCUGAUUGGACGUGCAGAGCAACUUGAUGUAUCCUCCACAUGUGGUAUCCAGAAACCAGAGUCUUUCUGUAUUGUUAGCCAUCUCCAGGAUGAAAAGAAAUGCUUUAUAUGUGACUCCCGAUUGCCUUAUAAUGCUGAAGACAAUACGGAGAGUCAUCGCAUUGAAAAUGUGGUCACUACUUUUGAUCCAAAUCGUCUUAAUCUGUGGUGGCAGUCUGAAAAUGGCCUGGAAAAUGUCACCAUUCAGCUGGAUCUUGAAGCGGAAUUCCAUUUCACUCAUCUCAUCAUGACCUUUAAGACUUUCCGCCCAGCUGCAAUGUUAAUUGAGAGGUCAUCUGAUUUUGGUAAAACAUGGAAUGUCUACCGAUAUUUUGCUUAUGAUUGCGAGUCUUCAUUUCCUGGGAUUUCUGCUGGACCAAUGAAAAAAGUAGAUGAUAUCGUCUGUGACUCCCGCUACUCUGACAUUGAACCUUCAACUGAGGGAGAGGUCAUUUUUCGUGUCUUAGAUCCAGCGUUUCGAAUUGAUGAUCCAUACAGCACCAGAAUUAAAAGUUUGUUGAGGAUCACAAAUCUGAGAAUUAAGUUCUUGAGGCUCCACACUUUGGGCGACAACCUGUUGGAUUCAAGAGUUGAAAUAAAAGAAAAAUAUUACUAUGCCAUCUAUGACAUGGUGGUUCGUGGAAACUGCUUCUGCUAUGGACAUGCUAGUGAAUGUGCCCCAGUGAAAGGCUAUCCUGACAAUGUGGAAGGAAUGGUGCACGGUCGCUGUGUUUGCCGACAUCACACAAAAGGCUUGAAUUGUGAGCAGUGCCUGGACUUUUACCACGAUUUGCCUUGGAGACCAGCUGAAGGCCGAAGCAGCAAUGCUUGUAAAAGAUGUAAUUGUAAUGAGCACUCUGUGCACUGUCAUUUUGAUAUGGCUGUAUACAUGUCAACUGGCAAUAGCAGUGGGGGAGUGUGUGAUGACUGCCAACAUAACACAAUGGGACGGAACUGUGAGCAGUGCAAACCAUUCUUCUAUCAGCACCCAGACAAAGACAUCCGUGACCCAAACAUCUGUCAACCUUGUAAUUGUGAACCAGCUGGUUCCCAAAAUGGCGGCAUAUGUGACAGCUAUUCUGACUUCUCGAUUGGCUUCAUUGCUGGCCAGUGUCGUUGCAAGAUAAAUGUGGAAGGAGAACGCUGUGAUCGGUGCAAGGAAGGACACUAUGACUUGAAUGCAGAAGAUCCAGAUGGAUGCCAGCCUUGUGGAUGCCACCCUCUGGGGACUAUUCCUGGUGGGGAUUCCUGUGACUCCCGAGAUGGCAACUGUUACUGCAAACGUUUUGUGACCGGAAAGAAAUGCGAUCAGUGCAUGAAUGAGUUUUGGGGCUUAAGCAACGAUUUGGAUGGCUGUCGGCCUUGUGACUGUGACCGUGGGGCUUCACUGGAUAAUAACUGUUCUCCUGAAUCCGGCCAGUGUCGCUGUAGGCCACACAUGAUUGGACGUCGGUGCGAUGAGGUGGAAUCUGGAUUCUAUUUUAUCUCUUUGGAUCAUUACAUCUAUGAAGCUGAGGAUGCCGAUUUUGGUCCUGGUGUAAGAACGAUUGAGCGGCUGCAUCCUCAGGAUCGUGAGCCUUCCUGGACAGGACCUGGGUUUGCCAUAGUCCCAGAAGGAGCAUACUUAGAGUUCCACAUCAAUAACAUCCCAACAUCGAUGGAGUAUGAUGUUUUAAUUCGUUAUGAACCACAGCUUCCAGAACAAUGGGAAGAAGCAGUGAUAACAGUUAUACGUCCAGGGAAAAUCUCCACAAGCAGUAGAUGUGGUAACACUAUCCCCAGUGAUGACAACCAGAAUGUAGCAUUACCACCAGGAUCCCGGUAUAUUGUGCUCCCUCGACCUGUAUGCUUUGAGAAAGGACUUAAUUACACUAUCCGAUUGGAGCUGCCACGGUAUUCUGUUAACUCUAAUGUGGAAAAUCCUUAUACAUUAAUUGAUUCUAUUGUUUUGCUGCCUCAUGUGAAUUCCCUGGACUUAUUCAAUGUUGGAGGCUCUGGGGAAGAUGUCAGUAAUGCCUGGCAGACGUUCCAAAGAUAUAGAUGUACAGAGAAUAGCCAGAGUGUUGCGAAGACUCCCCUCACUGAUGUCUGCAAAGAAUUCCUCCUAAGUAUUUCUGCAGUGCUACAUGAAGGGGGCCUGGAAUGUCAUUGCGACCCUCAAGGUUCCCUGAGUGCUUUAUGUGACCCUGAUGGCGGGCAGUGCCAGUGUCGGCCAAAUGUGGUUGGAAGAAACUGUGAUAAAUGUGCCCCCGGGACUUAUGGAUUUGGACCUAGCGGAUGCAGACCCUGUGAGUGCAAUUUGAAAGGAUCUUCUCACUCCUUCUGUCACACUGAAACUGGCCAGUGUCCUUGCAUUCAUGGUGCAUACGGUCGUCAAUGUGAUGUUUGCUUGCCCGGCUACUGGGGAUUUCCUAACUGUCAGCAGUGCCAGUGUAACGGACACACAGAUCAAUGCAAUGCACUUACUGGAGAAUGCACAGGCUGUAAAGACCACACUGAUGGCUACAGCUGUGAAAGGUGUUUGGAUGGCUAUUAUGGAGAUCCCAGACUAGGUUCAGGUGAUCACUGCAGGCCUUGCCCAUGCCCUGAUGGACCUGGGAGUGGACGCCAGUUUGCCAGUGGAUGUUACAAAGAUCCCACAACUGAGCAUGUUGUAUGUUUAUGUAACAAAGGCUAUACAGGCAUCCGGUGUGACACAUGUGCUUCCGGGUAUUUUGGAAACCCAGAAGAGUUUGGUGGAGUCUGCCAGCCAUGUAACUGCAACAAUAACAUCGAUAUGUCUGAUCCCCUUGCUUGUGAUAAACAGAGUGGAGUAUGUCUGAAUUGUCUGCAUCACACAGAGGGCGAAAACUGCCAUCAGUGUCAGCUGGGUUACUAUGGCAAUGCUAUUCAUCAGGAUUGUAAAAAGUGUGUCUGUAAUUACCUGGGUACUGAGCAAGAUCACUGCAAAGUAGAUGUUAGUUGUAACUGUAACAGGACCACUGGCCAGUGUCCAUGCUUGAACAAUGUUAUUGGACAGAGCUGUGACCACUGUGCACCAAACACCUGGAAUUUGGCAAGUGGAAGUGGCUGUGAGCCAUGUGGUUGUGAUGCAGGUCGUACUCUGGGGCCAUCUUGUAAUGAGUUCACUGGGCAGUGUCAUUGCAUGCCUGGCUUUGGUGGGAGGAAUUGUAGUGAAUGCCAGGAACUCUUCUGGGGUAAUCCGGAUGUCGAAUGCACAGCCUGUGAUUGUGAUUCGAGAGGUAUUCAGACCCCUCAGUGUGAUCGAUCCACUGGACACUGCGUUUGUAAUGAAGGCGUAGAGGGAGUGCGGUGUGAUAAAUGUGCCCGUGGUUAUUCUGGCAUUUUCCCAAAUUGUGCACCUUGUCAUAAGUGUUUUGCCUUAUGGGAUGUGAUCAUCCAAGAGCUGUCCAACAGGACAAACAAACUCCUAAACCGCACCAAUGCCUUGAAAAUCACUGGAGUUGUUGGACCAUACCAGAAAACCAUUGGCAAAGUUCAGGAAAAGCUAGAGGAAGUCAGGAGCAUCAUCUCCCAGAAUCCUGCUGCUCAGCGACUCAAAGACAUUGAUCAUCAUUUUGAAGAGGCAGAGAAACUUAAAUCAGAGGUUUGGGAGAAAGUGACAGAAGUGGAGCAGAAGCUGGCAGAGAUCAACCUCAAUGGCUCCGCCACAGUGGCAGCUUUGCAGGAAGAUGCCGAUGGUAUCAGUAAAGCACUGAAAGAGCUCGGAGAACAACUAGAGUACAUGAAGAUUUCUAAUGUUAGAGGUGCCAUGGACAGCAUCAAUAAAUAUUUCCAGAUGUCAUCGGAUGCAGAAGAAAAGGUCAACGCCUCUGCUAUAAACCCAGAUAGCAUUCUUGAACAUUCAGCCACUACACGCAGGGAAGUGGAAGACCUCAUAGAUGAAAGACGGUCUGCUUUCAAGGAAGGGCAAGAAGAGCAAUCACGGCUUUUGGAUGAGCUUGCUGGCGAGGUCCAGAAUUUGGAUCUUUCAUCUCUGUCUGAAAUGACUUGUGGAACAACAUUUGGAGAAACAUGUGAAGAUGCACCAUGUGGCGGACCUGGUUGCUUGACAGGAGAUGGCAAGAGGAAAUGUGGAGGAGAUGGUUGUGAUGGUUUGGUGACGGUGGCAAAUACUGUCUGGAAAACUGCUACAAAAUUUGACAAAGAGAUUCUGAGUGCAAUGUCUGAAGUGGAGGAACUCUCUAAAUUAGUUGCUGAGUCAAAGUUGAGAGCAGAGGAAGCAAAGCAGAAUGCCCAAAUUGUUCUGAACAAAGCAAACGCAACAAGAGAAAAAGUGGACAAAAGCAAUGAGGAUCUAAGAAAUCUCAUCAAACAAAUCAGGGACUUUUUAAUGCAGGAUGGAGCAGACCUUGAUAGUAUAGAAGCCGUUGCCAAUGAGGUUUUGAAAAUGGAGAUGCCCACCACACCUGAGCAGUUACAGGCUCUCACUGAGGAUAUACGUGAGCGUGUGGAAAGUCUUUCUGAUGUGGAAACCAUCCUUGAGCAAAGUGCUGGAGAUAUAGCCAGGGCAGAGUCUCUCUUAGAUGAAGCCAAAAAAUCCAGGAAGAGUGCGUCAGAUAUCAAGGAAACAGCCGAUAUGGUAAUGGAAGCGCUAAAGGAAGCAGGCAGAGCCCAAAGUGCAGCUGGAGAAGCCAUUAAGCAGGCAGAUGAUAACAUAAAAGGAACAAAUAACCUACUCACCUCCAUUGAAUCAGAAGCAGCAGUUUCAGAAGAAACAUUAAAUAAUGCAACCCAACGUAUUGCCCAAUUAGAAAAAAGUCUUGGCGAUCUAAUAAAGAAGUCCACAGCCAACUCCGAGAGUCUACAGUCAGUUGAAAAGUCUGUUAAAGAUGUGAAAGCAAAUGCUGAUGGAGUGAAAAAGGUUCUGGACAAUGAACUUAAUAAUAAAUAUAAGAAAGUUGAAGACUUGAUAGCAAAAAAAGCUGAAGAUUCUGCAGAGGCCAGAAAUAAAGCAGAACAGCUUCAAAAGGAAGCUAAAGCCUUGUUAACGAAAGCAAACAAGAAAUUAGGAUUGCUUAAAGAUUUAGAGAAAACAUAUGAAGAUAACCAAAGGAUUUUAGAAGAAAAAGCAAGACAGCUGGUGGCCCUUGAGGAAACAGUUCAGUCAAUUCUAAAAGCAAUCAGUGAGAAAGCAGCAGUAUACAGCACAUGUUUGUAGCCUGAAUCCUGAAAAUAGGAACCUGGUUAGGACCAAAUUUUUUUAAAUAUAAUUUAUUUGAUUUUAAAUGAACCCCAAAUGAACACAUUUUAUUACGGUCUAUUUUAUUAAAUAAAAUAUGAAUACCAGUAAUAAAUAACUCUUCAAACUAAUGCAGUGUUUCCAAGGCUUCAGUUUUCUAUAUUCCAAAAUAAUGUUUUGCCUUCCAGUAAUGAUGGAGUAAGUUGCCCUCACUAAAUCAGUACCUGUAUUUACUUACAAAUGUAGCCCUUCGUAACAAGUUGCUGUAGUUUAGAUAUAUUCUUCCAGUACAGGCUGAUAUUCUAUACUUUGUAGGUAAUAUUGUGGGACUCUUGUGUCCAUUACAGCAAGAAGCUGUUUCAAGCACACAUUGGAAGUAGCCAUGUCCAUUCUAUCUAUGCACUAAGAAUUAGAAACCUCACGGUGGGCCGGAUGUACUAAGCGGAAAAUGCGGUAAACUCCCUGUUUACCGCAUUUUCCUGAUGUACUAACACCCGGCCGGCAGGUCAGCGCCGCGGCGGGGUACGCCAGCUUUAGCUGGCGAUAGUCCAUAGAAGCCUAUGGGCUUCUCUCCGCGGCGCUGUGUGAGGGAUCCGAUCGGAUCCCUCCCAGCAUGCCCUGCGGCCACCCCCGUCACCCCGCGCAUGCGCAGACUGACUCCCGGGCCGAAUCCCGGAAGUCAGGCUGCCGCUGUGCAUUGCGGAGGUCAGCUCUUAUCGGAAGAGCUGUCCUCCGCAAUGCUGAUCGCAUAUGUUAGUACAUAUGCGAUCAGCAUCGUGGCGCAGGGCGGCGAUGGGCGGCGAUGUACAUUAGUACAUCCCGCCCUGUGGCACAAAGUGCCUUGUUCUGCAUUGACGCUAGUACUUGGUGAAUUGCUGGACUGCAUUGCAGAGAAUAUUUGUUUAGCCACAAAAAUAGCUGCUUCCAUUUGUAUGCUAUAGAACAGUGAUGGCUAACCUUGACACUCCAGCUGUUGUUGAACUACAUAUCCCAGCAUGCCCUGCUACAGGUUUGUUAUUUGGCCAUGCUAAAACUGAUGCAGGGCAUGCUGGGAUGUGUAGUUCAACAACAGCUGGAGUGUCAAGAUUAGCCAUCACUGCUAUUGAAGCACUUCAGUAUUUGUACAAUGAAGUAUGUUGCGGGAUGGUUCAUCCUUAUAUAACCUUCAUGGAAUCACAUGGACUUCAUGUUUUAUGUACUUUCCCAUUUUCUGUUUGAAGCAGAAAAUUAGGACUCAUUAAAUGCAUGUUACCUGAGCUAAUAUAACACGAAUUUACACAAAUAGGUUUGUGACACUUAUACCGAAUGCAAACCUGUUUGUAUUCACACUCCUCUUGACUAUUAUAAUAAAGCACAAAAGAAUUACAACCAUAAAAA